Molecule: messenger RNA, 2643 nt
Organism: Nannochloropsis gaditana CCMP526
Product: major facilitator superfamily mfs 1
Exons: 4
Coding region: 193-2097 (634 amino acids)
Biological process (GO): transmembrane transport
Molecular function (GO): transmembrane transporter activity
Source: RefSeq, a predicted model, not a curated record
AAUGCACGAAAAUAGGUGAAUCCUCCCGUGUAAUCACAAGCGGCCGGGUCUUGAUUUUUAAAGGCGCUAAGGCCUGUCUGACAGGCAACAGCCUUAGCUGCCUGAGCUCGGAGGAGGACUCGCAGAGUUCUGCUUGCUCCCGCUUCAUUAAUUUGCCACCGUUGACAAAGGUGUCGUGACAUAUUGAGUGUCAUGAAUAAAAAUGAUACAAGCACGCACUUCUCAGAGGCCUACUACGCUGUCCCAUCUUCCUCGCCUCACUCUGAAGACGUUGGGAAUGUAGAGCCGAGAGCCUCGCCCACUGAGCAGAAUCGCAGCAUAGUUCCCAGCGCCAAUAAAGCACUGGUCGAUAUUACUCUGUCACCGCCCCGUGGGGAAGACGAGAAAAGCACCGUGGUCGUGCGGAGCGAAAAUGAAAUUGUUCCGACGGACAUCAAGGCAACGAGCAGUAGCAGCAGUCUUAGCACGUCCGGCACCCCACCAUGCCACGUCCUUGGAAGGCGGAGCUCGCGACACAGUGGGUACACCCUUGCCCUCCUGGCUGCCAUCAUGGGCAACGUCCUCGAGUUCUACGAUUUCAGUGUCUACGCUUUUUUCGCACCCGAGAUUGGGCAGCUAUUCUUUUCCAGUGGCUCGGAUACGGUGCGGGCUAUCCAGACCUUCACCGUCUUUGCCGGCGGCUUCUUGAUGCGGCCGGUGGGCUCGGUGGUGCUGGGGGCGGUGGGGGACAAGUACGGGACGGCCGCUGCCCUCAAGUGGUCGAUCGGGCUGAUGACGGUGCCGACCAUCGUCACGGGCCUGCUCCCCACCUACUCCAAGAUCGGCCUUGCCGCGCCCCUCCUCCUCACACUCUGCCGGCUCCUCCAAGGCCUUUCGGUGGGGGGUGAGCUGAUCGGCGCCCUCCUGCACACGGCCGACCACUCCCCAGCCGAGCACCGCGGCUUCUUCUGCGGCUUGGUGGCGGUCUUCGGGAGCAUGGGUAACCUGGUGGGUUCCCUGGUGAGUGUGCUGAUGCGACACGCUCUCUCCAAGCAGGAGCUGCUCUCCUGGGGCUGGCGCAUCCCCUUCUUGGCUGGCUCGGUGCUGGGCCUGGUGGGGAUCUUCCUACGGACCAAGACCGGCGCCCUGAAGCAUGGCGGGGAGGCGGGCAGGCGGCCGACGAGGGAGGAACGGGUCCUGAUCGAGAUGGUGGAGUGCCCGAUAGCGGUGGAGGAGGAAACGGUGGCUGCCUACCGGGAAGCGGCGCGAAUGGAGGAGGAGGAGGAGGAGGAGGAAGGGGAACAGCGAGGGAAAGAGGGAGAGGCCGGGGCCGUGGCAGCGCGCCCCUCCCACCCACGGUCCUUUUGUGGGAUCAUGCGAGAGGCGGCGGCGGGGGACAAGCCGCGCUUCAUACGCGUGGUCGUCCUGGCUGCCCUCAACAACUCUCUCUUUUACUUCAACUUUGUCUGGCUCGGCACCUAUAUGGCGGAGCUCGCGCCCAACCCCCUGGGGGCGGCGCAAGCCUUCAGUGUCACGUGCGUGGCCCAAGCCGUUUUCAUCUUUGGAAAUCCAUUUUGGGGGGCCAUGGGGGACUGGGGGGGCGGGCUGGCGAAGCGCCUCCGCUGGAACAUCGUGGGCGUGGUCCUAAGCUGCUUCCUCCCUCCCUGCCUCUUCCUCCUCCUCCGCUCCGGACGCGCCUCCCUGAGCUUUUUAUUCGCCGCCCUCACCGGUCUCUUGAUGGGCUUCACCGUCUCAGGAAAUUACUACGCCUGGGUCUGCGAGAGCCUGAAUGAAUCCCCCUCUCGGGUUCUCACCACCUCGGUUGCCUACAACGUCGGGGCCGUCGUGGGCGGAUGCACCCCAAUGCUGGCGAGUGCCCUUUCUGCGAGUCCAAUAUUCCUCGCGCCCAUCUUGCCUUUGUCGGCGGUGGCAGCGGCGGUGGCGGUGGUGCUGGGCCGGUACGAAUGGGGUGAAUACGUGAAGAGAAAGACGGAGGGCGGGAAGGGGGGGCGGGAGGAGUUCUUGGCCCUGCGCGUGGAGGAGGGGAAGGAGGGGAAGGGGAAAAUGGCGAAAGCGGAAGUCAAAGCAAGGGGGGAGGAGCCUGCGGACACCAGCUAAAGGAGAGGAAGGGAUGCGGAGGACUCUGUCUCGAGCCAUCCCUUUGAAGGAGUGGGGGGCCAGGGAGCGCGAAGAGAAAACGAGCAGCCGCAUGGUCGACUUGUGUUGAAUAGAGAAAAGAGUGGGGAUCUCUGGGAGCAGGGGAGCUUCAAAGGCAAGAUCCAGAGUUAGAGACGGGGGAAAAGAGAAGAGACGUUGUAGAGGCAAGCGAAAGUGUGCGGUAGGAUUCGAGCAUUGUGAGAUCUCGCACAGGACCUUGAUACCUGAGAGGAAGGGUCUGGAUCUUUGAAGAGCAUGGAAGAGGAUGGAGAGACGAGACGGACUGAGAGCCCGACGGACCGUGGAUGGAGUCACGGAACGCCCGCCAAGGAUUUUUGACUGUCGUCGAUGGAUGUAGGAGUACAUCUACUUGCACAGGACUCGAAGCUUAGGCUGUGUUGAAUGCAUUUCUGCACAUAUCGGGUAUUUAUUACGUGUGGUGGUGAAAGGAUCCAAAGCGUCAAUCUUAACGCGGUAAAACGAACCAAAUUGAUCUGGAAAUAAGAA